Messenger RNA from Iphiclides podalirius (scarce swallowtail), 5622 nucleotides. The record is from the annotation of a GenBank genome assembly. NCBI's taxonomy places the organism in Eukaryota, Metazoa, Arthropoda, Insecta, Lepidoptera, Papilionidae.
AUGGUACUUUUUAAUAAUUUGGAGCACGCUUCUGACGGACUUGAGAGAUUAUUAACAUCAAUAUUAAAACUUUCUGGAGAUUUUUCAGAAGUAUUAGUACCAAAGCCUGGCGUCCCAAAAUGUCCUGAUAUGUAUUAUUGUUCAUUCAAUACUUGGUUGCUGGGUAGAUUAUUUUAUGUGUGUUCUGUGGGGGAACUAAAUAAGAUCCAUCUGUCAAGGAAUCUAAAAGAUGUGUUGAAACCACUCAGGCCUUUUAUUGGUAAUCCAAUAUUUGAACUAGGGGCUGAUGGAACUUCCCAAAAGGAAGACAUUUUCUCCCUUUGCAUUAAGCUCCUCGUUAGCAGGACGCAAACGAGCCUGGAAAGCAACAAUUACAAUCAGCAAACAGAAACAUUGAACCUAAUAAAAGAGUUUGGCUUGUAUAGCAACGAACGGGCCAUACUGCCAGUGACGAAACUGUUUAUUUACUUCAUCAUGCAUCCCCAGUGCACUUUGGCGCCCAAAGCGGUCGUUUACUUGAGGGAGUUUUGCGAGUUUCAAGGUUUAACCCCGAAUCAGGUGUACCACAGAUACAAAAAAGACUACUGCAGACUCUUCGUCGAUUGUAGUCUCCACAGCGGCAAAGAGUUUGCAAUGUCCCUAUUGAAAGUCGUCAGAGCCUUCGGCUUCGUCGGCUACAGGGACUUUAUUUCCAAGGACGUGCACCAUUUCCUGCCAUAUCUGAUACCAUACUCUGCUACUAUACAAGAAGUGCCGUCAAUGAUCGAGGAAAUCGCGUCUCUAGUUCAGUGUUCCGUAUCCGACUUUAUCGUCGAACGGUUUCCACUCAUUUAUGUCCAUGUCUAUCUGAACGAGACCAGCGCAGUAGCCGAUAAGUGCUAUGCGGUUUUGGAGAAGCUCACGAGGUGCUCCAUCCUGAGCCUUAUCAAGAAGCACUUUAGGGUCAUCCUUACAGAGUUCCUGCUGCAGUAUUGUUGCAACCCGGACAAAGUGCUGAACGCGUGUAGGCACCUCGCCUGCCACGACCCGGACGCUUCGACCCCCAUUGGGAGCAUGAGAAUGAGCACCGCGCAAAUAGCGGAUUUCCUGAAUCCGAAGUUCCUCGGUGUGUUAGCGUAUUUCGACCACAAGCUGGUGAACGCGAAGGUGGCGUUGUCGGUGAAACGCAAGGCCCUGAAGAGCUUCCCCGACAUGAUGCAACUGAUGGGUGUGAAAUACAUCACCCCGUUGAGGUUCAAAGUCCUCGCUACUUUGAGGUCUGCCCUGCCACUGGCGAGGGAGUUCCCCAAAAUUCUCGCUGAAGCGUGGGCCGCUUUCAUCCACAACAUAGACGGUAUUUCCCUAGGCCCUCUGCUCUCAAAUCUCGCCGUGUCGUUACUGCAACAGUUUGAACACGCCCCGCAAGAGAUAAAUAGGAUAUUUCAAUAUCUCGUUUUCAAAAAUGAGAAUCUGUUGAGCAGCCAUUUGUCAGAUCUUUUCUUCCUAGAGGAUUCUGAGAUAUCGGAGAAGGUGAAAAUUGUUAUAAAACGACACGUGAAUAGGACUCAACCAGAAGAGUUUCUAGACAAAAUUAAAUGGUAUUUGGAACAUUUGAAUCAUGAAAUACCGACUAUAAAGGCUUACGCUCUUUCUCACUUGGAUAAGUUACUAAAGAACAAUAGAACUGAAAUUCACAAAGCUAUAUUCGGUGGAAGGAAUAUUGACCCAGUGAUAGUAGAGCUUAUUGACUGUUUGUUGCUUGGCUGCAAGGAUCUUGAUGGAAAGGUGAGGGAAGCGAGUGGCUCUUGCCUGGGGCAGCUGGGAGCCAUAGAGGCUGGUCAUCUGCCCCGCCAAUAUGUCCAGCCCGACAGAUCGCCGUUCGCGUUCUCUAUAGUCGACAACUGUUUCGCCGCUACCGCCCUCGUGGAACUUUCUAGAGCGUUCCAGUAUGAAAAAGAUACAACGAACAUGGACUGUUACGCGUUAACGAUACAGGAGAUAUUAAAGAUCUACGACAUAUCACCGACAGGGGCGAAGAAGGAAGUAUGGGAGAGCUUCCCGGAGAACAUGCACCAGAUCAUGUAUCCCCUGCUCAGUUCCAGAUACACCUUGGCGUAUCCUUCUCAACCAAAGAAAACGCACCCGCUCUUUGGUUCAGUGCACGCCACUACAUUCCUCGAAUGGGCUCACAAUUGGACAGGACAGCUGAUUUCUCUAAUAGAGUCUGAGAGCGUGCGCGAUCUCCUACGAGCUGUACACCCCUCCAUGCGGCGAGACGUGCGCACUCUGUUCCUCUUCUUCCCUUACGUGCUGCUUCACGCCAUCAUGUCGAAAUCUGUGGCGCAGUACGUACAGGAGGAGAUACUGGCGGUUAUAGGCCGUGAAAGCAUCGACGUAGAAGCCGAGGUUACUUCUAAUAGAGCCAAGUAUAAGAUGUUGCGGCAUAUAAGAAUGACUCCGAAUAUCGCUUCGAUACAGGCCGAAGAGGGCAAUCAGAGCAAAUGUAGCAAAACAAUUUAUAUAUUAUUCGACUUCUUGAAUCGGUGGCUGUUGGAGUGGUGUCAUUUGAAGCAGCGGCCUUUAGAUAACGACAAUUACAAAGCAAUCAGCUCGUUCCUGGAGCAGUUCGACAAGCUGAGCAUCGCGCGCGGAAACUUCGCCUGCGGCGAGCUGGAGCGCGCCCUUCAGUACUUGGAGCUGCACAUGGACGGGCGCAGGGAGCGAGUGCAGGAGCAGCUGCCGCUGCUGGCCGAGAUCUACGCGCUGCUCGACGAGCCCGACUCGCUCGCCGGAAUUUUAUCUAUCAAACGAUCUGAACCAUCGCUGAAGGAAUUGAUUCUCGCCCAAGUGGUGACCGGCCGAUUGCAAGACGCCGCACUUUGCUAUGAGAGACUUGCUCAAGAAGGCCAACUCGACAAACACAGUUUGCAGGGCAUGAUUGACUGCUACUUGGGUCUGGACCAGCCGUUCACGGCGUAUCGGCUUCUGAACGAGCGCGACGCUGAUGAUAGCAUGGCCGAGUUGGCGGCCGAGCCGCUGUGGCGAUUGGGGCGCUUCGAGCAACUGGAGCAAUUGGCGCGGAAGCCAGUUCCGCCGUCCCGCGAGAACUGGGGUCUGUUGAUGGGCCGCGUCCUUCUGUCGUUCCGGGCCCAGGAGCGGGGGUCUUUCACCGCCGCGUGUAGAGACGCCGCAUCCAAGCUCCUGUCCCAGAUGGACGGCAAGAGCAGGGGCGAGAGCGCGCUCAGGAGCGGCUACCAGAGCGUUCUGGGCCUCCACAUAGUUAAGGAGGCAGAGCACGCCGAGGAGAUGUUGUGGAGACUGAAGGAAUUGCGGGACGGGGACGGUCAAGGCGAAACGAUCUUGAGCCAGCUGUUGGACGAGUGGCGUCGGAGGCUGGCCCUAGUGCAGUCAGAUGUGAGGACCGUUGAACCGCUCCUGCGCCUCAGAAGGAUACUGUUGCAGCAAACGCAGGAGUUGUUGGAACCAAGUCACCCGACGACGUCGAAUCGGUUAAGGGCUUGCAUCGGUGAACUUUGGUUGCAGAGCGCAAAACAGGCUCGAAAGGCUGGAAUAUUCCAACAGUCCUAUAUGUACAUUCUGAACGCCGAGGAAUAUCAGCCUGAGGAGCUGUUCAUUGAGAAAGCAAGGAUGUACUGGGCCAGGGGUCAGCAAGAGCACGCAUUCACAACCUUGCGUCGUGGCUUAGACGAAACCUACCCCCAGAUAGACAAACUCACACAAGAGCAGAGGAAAAUCUGUGCAAAAGCAAAACUUCUGAUUGCGAAAUACAACGAUGAAACCACAAAUGUAGAUGUGGAUGUUAAUAUCGGAUAUUAUAAAGAGUCAGUUGAAGUCUUCAAGCAAUGGGAGAAAAGUUUGGUCUGUUUGGGUGCGUAUUACGAGAAAGUGAGCAGCGGAGACUCAGCGCCCAACAAUCUGACCUGGUCAAGGCGCGUAUACGCGCUCAACUCGUACGGCAAGGCGCUGCAAUACGGCCACAAAUACUUGUAUCAGAGCAUGCCGAGGAUGCUUUCCAUAUGGUUGGACGUGGAGGUCACUUCAGCGGACAUGAACAUCCAUUCGGUGCUGGCGCAAAUGACGGAGAUCAUCAAAACUUAUUCGGAGAGGUUGCCCAUAUAUUUGUAUCUGACGGCGUUCUCGCAGAUCGUGUCGAGAAUUUGCCAUCCCGUGAAAGAGGUGUACCAGCAGCUGAAGGCGAUAAUAGUGCGCCUGAUCCUCGCGUACCCUCAGCACACGCUGUGGAUGAUGAUGUGCGUCAUCAAGUCGAGCUACCCGCAGCGGAUAAAGCGCUGCGCGGACGUCCUCUCUGAUCCUCGCCUCAGGGAGCCCCACAUGCUGAAGCUGGUCGGGGACUUCACGCAGUUCGCCGAGAAGCUGAUUGACCUGUGCAACAAGCCCCUGCCCGCCAACGCGGCGAAUCCAACCGUCUCUUCGCUCGUUCGAACCCUGCCCCGUCUGCUGGCCGGCGAUAACUUCAGCCGAAUAAUGGUGCCGUUCCAAGAGUUCUGCAAGAUCGUCCUGCCCUCGAAGGCGGCGCGACAGGAGCGCAUCGACUUGAACAUGCCAAAAGAGCCCUCAGUUUACAUCGCCGGUAUAGAGGAGAAGAUACAAAUAUUGCCCUCUUUGCAAAAACCUAGGAAGGUCACUCUAAAAGGCUCCGACGGGAAGUCGUACAUCGUGCUGCUGAAGUCGCGCGACGAUCUGCGCAAGGACUUCAGGCUGAUGGAGUUCAACGGAGUGGUGAACCGCUUCCUGCAGGACUCGCCCGAGUGCAGGCGGCGGCGGCUCUACAUCAGGACCUACUGCGUGCUGCCCCUCAACGAGGAGUGCGGCCUCAUCGAGUGGGUGCCCAACCUGCUCGGCCUGCGGCCCAUACUGCUGCAUAUAUACAAGCAGAGGGGUAUCCAUACCACGAACAGGGAGCUAAAAGAGAUGAUGUGCUCCAAAAGCGACUCCGUUGAGAAGAUGAGACGAAUCUUCGAGCAACAGCUGUUGCCUCGACACCCGCCCGUGUUCCAGGAGUGGUUCAGACGCGUCUUCUCCGAUCCCUAUGGAUGGUACCAAGCAAGAUCGGCCUACAUACGUACCACAGCUGUUAUGUCAAUGGUUGGGUAUAUCCUAGGUUUGGGCGAUCGUCACGGUGAGAACAUAUCAUUCGACUCGACAAAUGGUGACACGGUGCACGUUGAUUUCAACUGCUUGUUCAACAAAGGGGAAUCGUUCGAGUGGCCGGAGAGGGUUCCGUUCAGGUUGACCCACAACAUGGAGGCGGCCAUGGGCCCCUUGAAACACGAGGGCAUGUUUAGGAAGUGCUGCGAGGCGGUGAUGCGCGCGUUGUGCGCGCAGACCGCCGCGCUGAUGUCGGUGGUGGGGCCGUUCGUGUACGACCCGCUGGUGGCGUGGGGCAGGGGCCGCGCCGCCGGCGACCUCGCCGAGCGCACCAACGCCGAGGCGAUGCAGCACCUGCGCCACAUACGCCAGCGGCUCAACGGCAUGGUGAGAACGAAGAAUAAACAGUUGUCCCUGUCUCUCUCUCCAGAGGGGCAAGUGGAGCAUCUUAUUGUGGAGGCCACUAGUAUCCAUAACCUUUGCCAAAUGUACAUUGGGUGGGGACCAUUCCUG